GAGCUCCGGGUGGCGCGCAGGCGCAGUGGGCCUUGACCGUGUCGUGCUCUCCCUGCCCGUCAAUGGAGCCCUCCGUGCGAGUCGCUGACUUCGAGGCGGUGGAGAGGCACCGGGCCGUUCUGCAGCAGCGGUUGUGUGUGGACACCGAGCUUGGCGAUGUCAGCCAACAGCUGGUGCGUACGGAGCCACUGGGCAGCUCUGAUGUUCUUAAAAAGAUUGAAAAUGUUGUCAAAGAGACACUCACAUAUCUUGCGAAGGGAGAAGCCCCAGUUAUCACUUUUGACAAACGAUCAUCCUGGGAGAAUAUUUGGUUUGAUGGCAAUGUUGGUUUGCAAAUGGUAUCUGAUUCUGCUAUGAGCAAAGUGAAAUGUGAGUGUCCCAGAUCAAUCCACAGGUUUGCUCUAAUACUUAAGGCUCUGGCGAUGAUCUACAAAUUGGUGCAGAGCAAUACUUACGCAACGAAAAGAGACCUGUACUACAAUGAAUCACAGUUGUUUGGAUCACAAAUGAUUCUUGAUGGUAUUAUCAAUGAUAUAAGCUGCAUGUUAAAAGUCCCACGCAGGUCUCUUCAUGUACUUUCUACGUCUAAAGGCUGCAUUGCGGGUGAUCUAUGCUAUACGGAGGAAGAUGGCAACAGAGUGAACUGUGCUUGCAAUUCUACUGCUAUUCUUGUGCCAUCCAAUGUGGAUGGGAUACAAAAUUUAAAAUCUGCUGCUAAAUUUGUGCUUGUAGUUGAAAAAGAUGCCACCUUCCAGAGGUUAUUGGACGAUGACUUUUGCACCAAAUUGUUCCCAUGUAUUAUUAUAACUGGGAAGGGAGUACCAGAUCUAAGCACCAGACUGAUGGUCCGGAAACUGUGGGACAUUCUGCACAUCCCAGCUUUUGCCCUUGUGGAUGCUGACCCACAUGGCAUUGAAAUCAUGUGUAUCUACAAGUAUGGUUCGAGGUCUAUGUCCUUUGAUGCUCACAGUCUGACUGUUCCCAUUAUUAGUUGGUUGGGUUUGCUUCCAUCUGAUAUUCAAAGAUUAAAUAUACCAAAAGAAGUUUUAAUUCCCCUUACUAACAAUGAUAUGAGGAAGUUGAGCAAGCUGCAGAAGAGACCCUAUGUUAAUUGUCAACCCCUCUGGAAGAAAGAGAUGGAAAUUAUGGAGACGUGUAAAGUGAAGGCUGAAAUACAGGCCCUGGAAUCUAUUUCUUCUGACUACCUGACAAGAGUAUACUUACCAAACAAACUCAAGUUUGGUGGAUGGAUAUAACAAAACUGUCUGUGUUAUUUGAAGUGAUGUAUUCAUACAUUUGACUGUAUUCAAGUGAAUUACAUGUCUGAUUUGAGUUGACAUGCCAGCUGUUCAGCUUUUAUAUUGCUUGAUGUAACACCAAUUGAUUGUUAGUUGAUGUGGUGCCGAGGUGUUGUCAUCUCUGGCUGAGUUGGUUUGUCAGAUGUUUAGCACUUUUGCUCAGAUUGCUGGUUAGUUAUUCAGCCUUUUGUUUUGUUGUCUUGGUGAAGUUGAAAUUUUGGUCAGAUGUAUCUAUUCACUUGGUGAGUAAGCUGAAAUAUACCUGUUCAGUUGAUGUGUCUGCUGUAAACUAGUUGGCGCACCAGUUAUUGAGUGGUGCGGUUGGCUUUUUUAUUUGCUGUUAGUGUUAAGGUCAACUCCACUGAAAGUAGUAACAUAUUCCAUGGAAUACAUUAAUUUGUAGUUUUAAGAUCCACGAAUACCUAGAGCAGUUGUACUUCAUUAUCGAACAUUUUCACUUUCAAGUUUGUGACUGAUUUCCAAAAUAAAUAGGAUAAUUGUUAUACGUAAACGAUAGUAUUCAGUCACUACUUAAGGGCUCAGAUUAUGUUAUGAACAGUAAUGACAAAGCCACAGUGGUUUCUAAUGAUAAGAAAAUGAAAAGAUUAGGUGGAAGGCAUGUGCCCAAUAGCUGUGACCUCACCGUGACAAGGGAACAAUCCUUUCCCUUGCAGGAGAGGAUCAGAACCACUCCUGUAGGGACGCAGAGUCAUCGCUGUCCUGGCAACUGACUAAAUCUCACUUAUUCUUGCACUGAAACACUGACAUUAACCUGUGAGUGUCAUGCAUUGGACACUUGUAACCUGUGGCCAUGAUGGAUCACCCUCCAAGGACCAAUGACAUGCAACCAGGUACAGGCCCCUUCAACCGCAUCUUUGGAACUGGAUGCCUCAGUGAUGUGCAGCAGGAGGGAGAAGAGAAGUAUACUGAAGGCAUGAGGGCCACAGCUCACAGUAUGUACAUAGUUAGUUAUGAUUGUAAAUGUUUGUUAUACAUUCAUAUGGUUAUCCCUGUCUGUGUUGGACUUAUGUGCUCCAUUGUGCUCCACAGCAUCACUGCCAUGGCAGUAAUGAGAUGCAAUAUUUGGGGUCUGUGAAGAACAACAGUAGCAAAGCGUCUAUAUGUGCUUGGCUCACCUGAUGCUUCAGGCCUCCCUUUCAACAUUGCCUAUUAUCUAGCUAAGAAAUGUAUAUAUCAGGCAAUACCCUGGCAGUGAUGUUAAAUGGGAGGUGCAGCACAGAGAGAGGGGCAAUGCUGCAGGUUUACCAGGGAGUAGGCACCCUGCACGUUUGACCCGCCAAUGUAGGGUCCUAGAGAUGUACAGCACAGAAACAGAUCCUUCGGUCCAACUAGUCAGUGUCAAUGAGAUAUCCUAAGUUAAUCCAGUCCCAUUUUCCAGCACAUGACCCAUGUCUCUUGCAACCCUCCCUUUUCACAUACCCAUCCAAGUGCCUUUUAAAUUUUGUAAUUGUACCAGCCUCCACCACUUCCUCUGGCAGC
Molecule: messenger RNA, 2798 nt
Organism: Chiloscyllium plagiosum (whitespotted bambooshark)
Lineage: Eukaryota; Metazoa; Chordata; Chondrichthyes; Orectolobiformes; Hemiscylliidae
Gene: spo11
Product: SPO11 initiator of meiotic double stranded breaks
Biological process (GO): meiotic DNA double-strand break formation; reciprocal meiotic recombination; meiotic DNA double-strand break processing
Cellular component (GO): nuclear chromosome
Molecular function (GO): ATP binding; DNA binding; DNA topoisomerase type II (double strand cut, ATP-hydrolyzing) activity
Source: RefSeq, a predicted model, not a curated record